UUUACCUAGAUUUUCCGGUUGUUGUUGGAAACAUGGCGUCUCACUGUAGCCUCUCCGCUUUAUUUCCUAUCCAAAGUCCACUGGAUAUCGCCUUAGACGAAGCCGAGAGCCAAGGCGAAAAAGAAACUCUUGUGUUACAGUAUUUGAAGACCCUAGACGAGCGAGAGGACUUGAAAAUACCCGAUUUUCAGACAGGCUUUGAAUGGCUGAACACAGAGGGGCCUCUGUCUUUGAACAAGGAGCUGUCUGGCAAAGUGGUGGUGCUGGACUUCUUCACUUACUGCUGCAUCAACUGCAUACACAUCCUGCCUGACCUGCACCAACUGGAGAAGGAACACUCUGUUAAAGAUGGAUUGGUCGUUGUUGGCGUACACUCUGCCAAAUUCCCCAAUGAAAAAAUUCUUGACAAUGUUCGCAGCGCCGUCCUCCGCUACGAUAUCUGUCACCCGGUGGUGAAUGACAGUGAGGCACACCUUUGGCAUGAGCUGGAGGUGUCAUGCUGGCCUACACUGGUCCUGCUGGGACCUCGUGGCAACCUGCUCUUCUCUCUGGUGGGUGAAGGCCACCGUGACAGGCUGAUGCUUUUUACUGACUGCGCCCUGCAUUACUACAGAGAGCAGGGCCUGCUGAAGACCCACACAGUGGGAAUCAAGCUUUACAGAGACUCUUUGCCACCCAGUGUCCUGUCUUUUCCUGGAAAGGUGGCUAUAGACAGUAGCAACCAAACACUGGCCAUAGCGGACACUGGGCAUCACCGGGUUCUGGUGGUGUCCUCUAGUGGACAGCUGCUACAUGUUGUAGGAGGUCCUGAGAGCGGGAGACAAGAUGGUGACGUGUCUGUAGCUUCUUUUAACUCCCCUCAGGGUGUGGCUAUUAAGGGCAACACAAUAUAUGUAGCCGACACUGACAACCACCUGAUCAGAAAGGUUGACCUGUUAGAGGGGAGAGUCAGCACUCUAGCUGGAGUAGGUGCUCAAGGCACAGACAAGGAAGGUGGAGCCAUGGGUCCUGAGCAGCCUAUCAGCUCUCCCUGGGAUGUGACUCUUGGCACUGCUGGCGGUGUUGGAGAUAACGUGCUGUGGAUUGCCAUGGCAGGAACUCACCAGGUCUGGGCUUUGUUCCUAGCAGAUGGGAAACUGCCCAAAGGAAGUGAAUCCAAGGCAGGCGUGUGCUUGCGAUGGGCAGGCACCGGCAAUGAGGAAAACCGAAACAACGCCUACCCCCACAAGGCCAGCUUCGCCCAACCUUCAGGCCUGGCUCUGGCCCCAGAGGAGCCCUGGAACUGCCUGUAUGUGGCCGACAGUGAAAGCAGCACCAUCCGCUCUCUGGCGCUGAAGGAUGGAGCCGUCAAGCUGCUGGUCGGGGGGGAGAGAGACCCACUGAACCUCUUUGCUUUUGGGGAUGUGGACGGGAAAGCGGUGGACGCCAAGCUGCAGCAUCCUCUCGGCGUUGCCUGGGCUCCUGAACAAAGCCUGCUCUAUGUGGCUGACUCCUAUAACCAUAAGAUCAAGGUGGUGAAUCCUAAGACAAAGCAGUGCAGCACAUUAGCGGGGACAGGAGCGGCAGGAAACACUCUGGGCCCAGACUUUAACACAUCCUGCUUUAAUGAACCUGGGGGAGUCUGUGUCGGCGGCGGUGGGAAGCUCCUUUACGUGGCUGAUACCAACAAUCACCAGGUCAAAGUGCUGGACUUGGCCUCUGAGACUGUCUCACCGUUCCCCAUUUUCAUGUACUGCACAGACUCAGGCCCUGAAAAGGUUUCAGUUCCCGACAAAGUCCCUACUUUGCCCAAAUCGGCGGCCAGGAAAGAAAUGCCACCGGUGGCAGUGUCUGCAGGCCAGACCCUCAUCUUGUCGCUCACCCUGUUGCUUCCAGAAGGAGCCAAGCUCACUGAAGAGGCCCCCAGCUCCUGGGCUCUUAGGGCUGAGGGUAACGAGUGGCUACUCGGCAGUGGGGUAAUUACGGGUGACAUUUUGGAUCUGUCGAAGCCCCUCUCCAUCUCCACCAAGCUUCCCGCUGUUCUGAAGGACUUGAACAACAAUCCCAGCCUCAGUCUGGCUGUGUGGGUGUACUACUGUAUGGAAUCAGGUAACGCCUGUACGAUGAAAGCCGCAUCCUUUACUCAGCCUCUCCAAAUAAGUGCCGCUCCUGGUGAGAAAGAGAUCACCGUGCCGUUGACUCACAACUUCUAAAGCCGCUCACGCGUCACAUGUCGCCGAGACAUCAGUGGAACCUCCAAUCUCAUCUGACUCCAUCUCCAGUUCCGCUCGUCAUUCCGGAGGAAGGAUCUGUAGAUUGUUCCUGACAGAGCUGUCACCUUUUGACAAAAAUGCAUUUAAUUCAAAGCUGUUUUUCAGGGGAAUUUCCUUUCAGACUACUCCGAAGCCCUCUCUGUAAACAUAAUGCAUGUGGAGUUCUAGACGGUAUUUGACGGCUGAGAGGGAUCCAAAAAAAUACAACAUCUAAUAGAUGAACAGCAAAUGCAAAUACAGCCUAAAUCUGUAAAGUAGCACAUUUAUGUGGAUGCUAAUUAUUUUCUAGAUGAUGUUUAGCUUUUUAAUUAUCAGGAAAAACAAGGCAGAACUAAAUGCAUUGAAAAUUACUGUGUGCGAGACAAAUCUGGUAAUUUAAUUGGCAGGUGGUGAUGAUGAUGAAGUCAGGAAAGGUCUGACUUCCUGUCACUUAAUAUUGAUGGGGACAAUUUUAAAUACUUUUAAACCUAAAAAAAUGGUCUGCGAGUUGUUUCAUCAUCUAACAAACCAGAUAGACGUGAAUUCCACAGAUGCAAUUAUUGAAAAAAGUUUCUGCUUUUGAAAAUUUUGUGGAAGCCGCGUGUUUGCGUUCGAAUCAAUUUCUCUUUAAAAUUAAUGGAACAUUUUUCUUUUGUUCCCAUGAGUAAUUACAUCGCAGCAAAAAAAACAAAACAAUGUUGACUGGAGCUGAUUUGUGAUUCAGUCGGAGAAAAAAGUUCUGUUCUGCUGUUGCGGGCACAAGUAUUGGUUUUGAAUGCUAAUAUCAGAGUUACAGACGGUUUUUAAAAGAAUAUAUUAAGAAAUCCUCAGAGGACUUCUUUGGGAUUGUAGGGAGAGACAACUUUAAUAUCACAAGAAAGGAACUAAAACUUUAUCAGCAGGUUUCUAUGCAAGAAAGUAUUAUUAAUGCAUUGAGAUUCAUUCAAGCACAUGUACAUGUGGUCAGCAAGUCUGCUUUAGUCCUGCAUUACAUCCAGAGUUCACAGGUUGAUAUUUUUUACCCUGAAGCUUCGCUGUGUGUGUCUGCUCUCCCUACGACUGAUUACACGUUUGAUUAUAACACAUUUAUAUAAUGAAGUGCCUGUGUUGAAAGGGAGAAUUAAUGCCACCGCGUCACUGCUGCUUUCUCCGCUCGCUGUAUCAAUGCAAGGUCUUAAUUAAAAGGGCUCUAUCACACUGUUAC
Betta splendens (Siamese fighting fish) is the source of this 3435-nucleotide messenger RNA. RefSeq names its product NHL repeat containing 2 (gene nhlrc2). Bases 33 to 2192 code for a protein of 719 amino acids. The transcript has 12 exons. The record is from RefSeq and is a predicted model, not a curated record. Gene Ontology annotation, molecular function: protein binding. NCBI's taxonomy places the organism in Eukaryota, Metazoa, Chordata, Actinopteri, Anabantiformes, Osphronemidae.